AUGCCAAACGAGGCGGAGAAGGAGGUGACAAGGGGAUACGACGAAGAGCACGCACAUAUACGAGAAGAACGCGACAUGUACGAGGAAAAAUACAACGGUCUGCUUGCCAAACUUACUCAAAUGCGCAAUACGCUGGGCGAGCGAUUACGCGAUGACGCUGAAGAGCUAGAUCGGCGAGAGCAGCAAAUUGAGAAGCUCACGGCUCAAAUUGACGAGUGCCAUGUCACAAAUUCAACGCUGCAGGAAGAGCUUGUGACAUCGCAUGCCGAUACAGAUCGUAUGUCGUCCGAAAUCGACACGCUUCGUGCACACAUUGCAGAAAAUACUGCUUCGGUUGGAUCUGAGAAGCUUAAUUUGGUUGAGUCCCGGUGCAGAGAAUUGCAGCAGACGAUGGAUGCACAGCGCGUGGAUCUUGACCGCUGGGAGAACGCAUACCUCGAUGAACGAUCGAGAAAAGAAGAGCUCGAGUCCCGCAUUGUAGCCCUGGAAAAAGCAAUGCGUGAUGCAGAGAGCCGAGAAGAGCAGCACAGCUAUUUUAUUGAACAGGAAAAGCUAGUGGCACGGCAGCUUCAGCAGGCAUUAGAGGACUUGCAGAUUACGCACGAACAAGAUGCGCACCGUGCAGUGGAGAACAUGCAGGAAGAGCUGGACAAGACAGAGGCGGAACUAGAGACGUACAAGAUCCGCCUACAUGAUACCGAAGUACAAUUGCACGGCACGCGGGAAGCUGCUGGGAAAUGUGCUGCCUUGGAGCAAGAGGUGAAAGAGAAAAAUAUCUUUAUUGGCAAGUUACGCCACGAAGCGGUCAUUCUUAACGAGCAUCUUACCGAUGCUCUUCGAAAGAUUCGCCAGGAUUCGCCUGAAUCGGUUGUCGACAAGCGCUUGGUUACCAACCUUUUGCUCCAGUUCCUCACGCUGCCCCGCGCCGAUUCGAAGCGCUUCGAGGUGCUGGGUCUUAUUGGCACAGUCCUGCAAUGGGACGACGAGGAGCGAGAGAAAGCUGGGCUUAAGAAAAGCAACGAAGGCAGCAAAGGGUUCGGAUUUCUAGGUCUCGGUGCUUUGCGUUCCAACACUCAAUCUACAGAACAAGCGAGCGACGAGCCUGUGUCGAACCUAUUUGUAGAAUUCCUGCUUACCGAAGUCGAGCGCGGCCGUGGCGGAAAUCCAAGCGCUUCUAAAGAUAUAAAGCAAGGCGCAAAAAGCGACCAAUUCGAUCUCCGCCGCCUUGGGGAAUUGGAACGUGCGGAUACACCAGCCUGUCAUAGCGAGGCCGAGAAGUUGGAUGCUGAAAUUUUUCUGAUUCGCCAUGGCGAAAAAGAUCCAGACGGCGCGAUAGGCUUGAACCCCACUGGAGAACAGCGUGCAGAAUGUGUUACUAAGUUGUUCUCGCGUGGUGAUCUGAAAGUUGACUACAUCAUUGUCCAAGACUACAAGUCCAACGGAAAGCGUAUUCGGCCCUAUAUGACUGUCAAGGGGCUCGGGAAGAAGCUGAAUAUCAACGUUGAUCACCAUUGCGAUCGUGAUGACGAGGAUUGCGCUUUGGAUAGCAUAAAGAAAGCUGUCAGUAAAGGUGCCAAGCGGGUUCUCGUUUGCUGGGAGCACGAUGCGCUUUCAGAUAUCGCUGAGUUGCUCGGCGUUGACGGUUUGAAAUAUCCUUCAGACAGGUUUGACCUGGUUUACCAAGUGUACCAAGGAAAACUGGAAAAGGUAUUUUCUGAGGAUUGUCCUAAACUUGACAAGUAA
This is a messenger RNA of Malassezia vespertilionis, 1743 nucleotides long. RefSeq lists its product as uncharacterized. Gene Ontology annotation, biological process: Golgi organization; endoplasmic reticulum to Golgi vesicle-mediated transport. Lineage: Eukaryota; Fungi; Basidiomycota; Malasseziomycetes; Malasseziales; Malasseziaceae. The transcript is spliced from 6 exons. The coding region runs from base 1 to 1743 and encodes 580 amino acids. Gene Ontology annotation, molecular function: small GTPase binding. Gene Ontology annotation, cellular component: Golgi apparatus. The record is from RefSeq and is a predicted model, not a curated record.